Triplophysa dalaica is the source of this 936-nucleotide messenger RNA. RefSeq names its product small vasohibin binding protein (gene svbp). The coding region runs from base 50 to 304 and encodes 84 amino acids. Lineage: Eukaryota; Metazoa; Chordata; Actinopteri; Cypriniformes; Nemacheilidae. Gene Ontology annotation, biological process: protein secretion; negative regulation of protein ubiquitination. The record is from RefSeq and is a predicted model, not a curated record. The transcript is spliced from 3 exons. Gene Ontology annotation, cellular component: apical part of cell.
GUUUUACCAGUGACACCAAACCUGCUAAGCAGCAGUAGCAGUCUCGUACAUGACUUUUUUCGUUAAAAAGCACAACAAUUUAAAUCAACCGAUUCUGGAUUGUAAAAUGGAGCCGGCUUGUCGGAAAGACAAACAGAAGCAACAAACACCGACCCGAGGUGACCGAAGCAAACAGAAAUCAGCCCAACAGGAGCUGAAACAAAGACAGAGAGCCGAGAUUUACGCUCUGAACAAGGUGAUGACUGAACUUGAACAGCAGCAGUUUGAAGCCUUCUGCAAGCAGAUGCAGUCGCAAGCUGAGUGAGAAAACUCACGCGUGGCCUCUGUAAUACACACAUAGAUGUUGAGACGUUACUGUUAUUUUUGUUAUUCUAAAUAUUUAUUUUUUAUGCCCCUACAACAGGGUUUUCAUUCCUGCUCAUGGACACUGAGUUACGGUCCAGGAGGGGAAUCGAAAACCUCUGAUCUGAACCACAAUGUAUUGAAGAACGUACGCAGAUGCAUUGGUGCUAAGAAUCUAAAGUGUGUGUGCAAUUGUAGGCCUAUCAGAUGUUGAUCAGUGUUUUAUGUUUCUGUUACAAAGCUAUGACGACACCAAAAAAUGACAUACUGCAUACUAGUCGCAAAAGCGUAGAUGCAGAAUUAAUUUAUUUUACAGAAUUUUGAAUCCGUGUUGGAUUUUCGUUUUCUUAUUAUCAAUUUUCUGUGACUCGCCAGUGUGGAUGAACAAAACAUUUUUAUAUGACAUUCUUUAACAUGUGUAAGGAUAUGGUUAUAUGACAUUAUUUGAAGAAAUGUACAAAAUGUUGCUUGAAGGAUAAUAAGUAUCAAAACACUUUUAUUCAUGUACUUCAAAGAUGACCAAUGUUUCUUUGACCACUAACAAUGUUUGAGAAUGUAAGCUUUAUUUAAAACAGUAAAUCUUGAAGUAUUAUU